CGCGACCUCUGGAGGCCUUCCCUGACACAAGGAUUAUGCACCCCUGUUUCCCAACUACCAGAAAAAUGCGCAGUCCCAAUUGCCAGGGUCCCAGCAUCAUGGCUUGGAUGAUCAAGUCAUCGAGGUACGGGAAGUACAUGACCCAAUGUACGAGCCUAGGCAGGCUUCGCCAAUACCUCCCGCUGCCCGUCCACCAAGUGCUUUUUUGCGACAGGUCUCAAAGAUCCUCAGACUGCGUUUCAACUAUUCCGCGAUCAUAUCUGUGGGUACGGCACCCGGCCACACACGCCCUCCUCCACUUUCCUUUCACUUCCCUCGCGAUUCCCGGGCGCUGGGCUUUGAGCUCGCGGCAGACCUGGGUUCAUCACGAGAUUGCGGGCCCAGAGCUUAAGGACAAGGAGAUCGCCAGGCUCUGCAAUUUUGGGUUGGGGUUCAAUUCAUUUCGCCUGCCUCAGCAAUUGCCCUGCUCUGUGCGCGCGUUUGGGAACAGUUACCUUGGUUGAGGGCAGGCAGGCACUUGGGGUAGGCAAGCCUUGACUGGGGGCCGGCAAGAAGGUUUUGGGGCGCGUGGCACAUGGGAAAAUUGGGGCAGCGACCAAGAAACAAACGGCCAUCUGGACCGUCGACUUGUCUCGUGCCCCAAGUGGUGGUGGUGGCAGCAAUGAUAUUUCGAUGGCUUCCACACUAUGCCA
Messenger RNA from Pseudomassariella vexata, 692 nucleotides. RefSeq lists its product as uncharacterized. Lineage: Eukaryota; Fungi; Ascomycota; Sordariomycetes; Amphisphaeriales; Pseudomassariaceae. The transcript is spliced from 2 exons. Bases 36 to 503 code for a protein of 155 amino acids. The record is from RefSeq and is a predicted model, not a curated record.